Messenger RNA from Cynoglossus semilaevis (tongue sole), 2246 nucleotides. It is a transcript of the gene nfe2, whose product is annotated as nuclear factor, erythroid 2. Lineage: Eukaryota; Metazoa; Chordata; Actinopteri; Pleuronectiformes; Cynoglossidae. Gene Ontology annotation, molecular function: RNA polymerase II cis-regulatory region sequence-specific DNA binding; DNA-binding transcription factor activity, RNA polymerase II-specific. The record is from RefSeq and is a predicted model, not a curated record. The coding region runs from base 499 to 1956 and encodes 485 amino acids. Gene Ontology annotation, biological process: regulation of transcription by RNA polymerase II. The transcript is spliced from 5 exons. Gene Ontology annotation, cellular component: nucleus.
GUGGUGUGGGUGCUUUACAGGAAGAUUGGGUUUGUCUGCACUGAGCCAUCCCAUUUAUGCCGGCGCCUGUGUGAGAAGUUGAAUAGAUGAAGAGUGAGACAGUUGAACAGAGACACAGUCUAAGUCCUGCUUCAGUUUUAGCUUUAGUUUCAUUUGAGCUGUGAAAUGUCAGUAACGAGAACAAUUCAACAACAUUAGAUUCUUCUUCUACUCUCAUCACCAGGUUGGUGCUUCAAGGUGUGAAGGUGUUUUUUUUUUUUCUUUCUUUUUUUCAACCAUCAGUUGGAGACGCAGAGAAUGCUGCUCAGAUUGUCUUAUCAGGGACUGGCAUAGCCUGACUGUAGGACUGCUGAAGGGAGGAGUCAACGCAACUAAACUGAACUCUUCAUUUAUUCCAAAAGAACUCACACAACACCCCAAACAGUCAUUAAUUCAGCAGCAGCGGGAACAUGGACAUGUAGUUCAAGGUGUUUACUGAAAAUCACGAGUCUGUCCUGAAUGUGUUCAACGACCAAUUGUGUUCUCCCACUGAGGAGGACCUGUGAGGUACUCAGUUCUCCGGGGAGGGUGUGCGGAGGAGUUCCUAUGCCAUCUAAUUUCUGUGGAGCCAGGCCUCAUGGAGCUCCUCAGGACACAGAGAUGGAUGUGGCCUGGCAGGAACUAAUGGCCAUCUCUGAGCUGCAGGAGUUCAAUAUUCCUGGCGAUGGUUCCUUUGAAUCGACCCAGUAUCAGAGCCCUGAGUCUAUGGUCCCUGUUGGAGGAUAUGGGAUGGCUCAGUGUCACCUUGAGCGACCUUCUGCAGCCUGUAACGUCAGCUCUGCUGACACUUUCAACGGAUGUUACCCUGAAGAGGCUGCUGCUGCUUAUCGUCCAGGCAUCAACCUGGGGCCAACCUACGCACACGGUGAAUAUCAGCACAAUCAAAGAUCCCAUCCCACCUCCUCACAACCUACGCCAUCACUCAUGGCUCUCAGGGAACAGAUGAGCUUCGCAAGGAUCAGUCAAGGACACAGAAGAGUCAACACAACACACUCCUCUCAGGGCACGUAUCAACAUGGGCUGUGGACUACACAUGGACAAUGUGUUCGCUCAGCUGAUGACAUUGAAUCAGACUCUGGUCUGUCUCUGGGUUCUAGUCCUCCUCUGCCUUCUCCUGAUGAUCCCAUAAAUGCAGUUCCAGGGUACCAGGGUGUAGACGUAGGUAUGACAUAUAGUGACGGAGAACAAGGACUGACAGAACAUGCCAGAAGAGCUCAUAUACAUUACUCUUUGGAUCAUCACAGCUCACCUCAGUCAUACACAGACUCAGGGGCGCAGUCCAACUAUUUAGCCCAGCUGACUUCUCAUACACAGCACAGCGCCAUACAAAUCAAACAGCACAACUCGGCUGCUGUGCGGAAUCUUUACAGUGACUCUGGAAUAUCCAGCAGAGGGAGCUCUCACCUAAAGCUGUACAGCAAACCACAUGGGAGCUCACCUUCUCAAGCUCCUUUCAGCAGAGAUGAGCGAAGGGCAGUGGCUCUGAAGAUCCCAUUCCCCAUAGACAAGAUCAUCAACCUCCCAGUCGACGACUUCAAUGAGCUCAUGACACAGUACACUCUGACAGACACUCAAAUGGCACUGGUCAGGGACAUAAGGAGGAGGGGCAAGAACAAGGUUGCUGCUCAGAACUGCAGGAGGAGGAAGCUGGAAGGUAUAUUUCACCUGGAACAAGAACUGAACCAGCUGCAGGUCCAAAAGGAACACUUGACCCAAGAAAAACUUGAGUUCCAACGCAGCUUAGCGUUCGUAAAACAUCGCCUUACAGACCUGUACACAGAAGUAUUUGCUCAUCUACGUGAUGAAAAUGGACAACCAUACUCGAUAGAUGAAUACUCUUUACAGCAAACACCAGAUGGAAAGAUUUAUCUUGUGCCCAGAGAUUACACCAAAGAAAGGUCAAUGCUCAAGAACUAGUCACGCUCUUAAUUUUGUAAAUGCUUAAAUUAAAAGCUGGUGUGAAGAAGCCAUUCCAUGUAAAUCACAAGACAACUUCUAUUAAAAAAAAUAAACUUUAUUUAAAAAUUUACUGUAUAUAUAUAUAUUCACAUAAAUACACACUGCAUAGGAGUGAGGGAUAAAAUUCUUCAGCACCACAAUUGUCAACCUACAGGGCAAAAGCAAAGUGUUAAAAUUCAACAUUACAAUAAAGUGUGGUUGGCAAUGAUGUAAUUUUUGUACCUGAUUGACAAAGUCAACAAGAAAAA